AUGGGUGGCCAGUGCGACAAGGAUGGGGAGCCAGUGCGACAGGGAUGGGGAGCCAGUGCGGCAGGGAUGGGGAGCCAGUGUGACAGGGAUGGGGAGCCAGUCAGUGCCCAGCACCUCCUGUUCGAGGUGUUCCUGGGGGAGCUCCAACUGGCCGCCCUCGAGCUCCCAGGGGUGCAGGUGGAUGACGGCCAGUGGCAUCACAUCCUUGUGGAGCUGAAGAGCACCAAGGAUGGGAAGGACAUUCAGUACAAGGCCAUGGUGUCACUGGACUACGGAAUGUUCCAGCGGGCCGUGGGGAUCGGGAGCGAGCUUCCAGGCCUGCGGCUGAAAAGCCUGUUUGUGGGUGGAAUUCUGGGGGACAACGGGACCGUCCGUGACGGCUUCCAUGGCUGCAUGCAGGGUGUUCGUAUGGGUGAGACGGCCACCAACACGGCCAACGUGAACAUGCAGGAAGGCCUGGCGAUGGGAGUGGAGGACGGCUGCUUGCCCGCGGACCCCUGCGCCUCCCACACCUGCCCCGAGCACAGCCGCUGCAGCGACCUCUGGAACGCCUUCUCCUGCGUCUGUGAUCCAGGUGCAAGAACCGAGACUUCAUAUCUAACUCCCGACCGGUGCUCCGAAGCACCUCGAUAGACCUACCCCCCCAACAAUAAAGCCAAACUGGGGCGAUGGCAGCUGGUGUGUGGCUCGGGAGGUUAGGCCUGUGUGUCUGUCACUGGAAGGUCCCCGGUUUGAAUGCCA
Messenger RNA from Paramormyrops kingsleyae, 741 nucleotides. The record is from RefSeq and is a predicted model, not a curated record. NCBI's taxonomy places the organism in Eukaryota, Metazoa, Chordata, Actinopteri, Osteoglossiformes, Mormyridae.